GCGGGCCCCGCCCCCGGCGGCCAUUAGUGCCGCGGCGCCCUGGCUGCGGGGGCGGGCGGUGCUGCGCGCUCCGCUCGGCGCUGCCGCACGGCGGGGCGGGCGCUGCUGCUGCUGCCGCUGCUGCUGCCGGGCCUGCGGCUGCUCAGCUCCGGCGGCACCGGGAGGAGAGCGCCAAGCGAGGGAGGCAGGCGUCGGACCCCGCGGCGGCGCUGCCGCGAUCGCCCCGCUCGGCUCCCCCAUGGCCGCGGGCUGCAGGGACGGCCCGGGGCAGGAGAAGUACCGGCUGGUGGUGGUGGGCGGCGGCGGCGUGGGCAAGUCGGCGCUCACCAUCCAGUUCAUCCAGUCCUACUUCGUUACGGAUUAUGACCCAACCAUUGAGGACUCCUACACCAAGCAAUGUGUGAUAGACGACAGAGCCGCGCGCUUGGACAUUCUGGAUACAGCAGGACAAGAAGAAUUUGGAGCCAUGCGUGAACAGUACAUGAGGACAGGGGAGGGUUUUCUGCUUGUUUUCUCAGUCACAGAUAGAGGAAGCUUUGAAGAAAUCUAUAAAUUUCAGCGACAGAUUCUUAGAGUGAAAGAUCGCGAUGAGUUUCCAAUGAUUCUCGUUGGUAAUAAAGCAGAUCUGGACCACCAAAGACAGGUGACACAAGAGGAAGGCCAGCAGCUGGCACGGCAACUCAAAGUAACCUACAUGGAAGCCUCAGCAAAAAUCAGAUUGAAUGUAGACCAAGCUUUUCAUGAACUUGUCAGAGUUAUAAGGAAAUUUCAGGAACAAGAGUGCCCUCCUUCACCAGAGCCAACACGGAAAGAAAAAGACAAGAAAGGCUGCCAUUGUGUUAUUUUCUGAGAAUCCCAAGAACCAAGCUAUCAACUGCCAGAUCAUUUUUUUUUAUUUCCAUCAUUUUACAUCACUUCUGGUAUUGGUCUAGCCUUAUAUGUGCAUGUCCUAAAAGUGGUCACCAGAAUAGCCUUAGUCCAAGAAGCUGGCAGAAUAGUUCUUGAAGAAGACUCGGUCAUCCUGGGGCAGACUUCAAACCAAAACACUAAGGCUGCUUCUCUAAUACCACAGUUCCUUCCUUCUCUCCCUUCAGAGCUUGCACCUUGUGGAGUUUUAUUCGCAAAGGAGAUGAAACAAAACCGUGUAGGACGAGGUGUUGAAGUCAUGCAUAAGUUGUCUCUUGUGAAUUAAUUUAUUUUUACUUCUGACAUUUCAUUAGCUAUUACAGAGACCUAUAUUGGAGUAUAGAGAAUACUUUUUAAAAAAGGGGUGGAUUGGCUUUUUAUUUUGUUUCUGCCAUCAGUUAAAUUAGACUUGAGUAUUCAGCUAGCCUUAAGAAACCUACACUGAAUUUCAUUGUCAGCAAAAAUGUUCAUCUCUCAUUUAUGCUGCAGUUUUAGUUCGGUGGCCAAAACAUUCUACUGUAUUUAUUUUUUGAAUCCAGAACAGCUACAGGAUGAUUACUACUAUUAGGAUAUGGCCAAAUACCUGAGCUCCUUCUGGAUUGAGGCAUUUCAGCUCAUUAAGAAAUUUCACAUUAUGUUUCAAAACAAAUUGUGUCUUCCUUUGUAUUUCUGGGUAAGGGAUUAAGGAAAACUAAAAUUGUAGCUGUUUUUGUUUCAUGUGAUAUAAAAACGAAUUUGAUCUUUCCAUUGUCAGAGAUGAUUAAAUGUUUUUGCUAUAUACUUUUAUACAUUAUUUUCUUAUCAAACUAGUUAACAAGUAUUUUUAUAUGUUUGUAAGCAAAUAUGCUUUCACAGCAUAACUUGUGUAUAUGUAAAGAUGAGUAUUUAAUUCUCACAGUUCACUUUUAACUGACAAAAUGUGGGAUUUGCCAAACUGUGGUAAAUUUCUCCUUACUCUCCCGGUUAUACCCAAGAAUGGCCAAUUAUGUGCCUGCCCAGCACACCUAUAGAGUAAAAUCUAGUGUUGUGUUUUAAUGAAUUUCAAUAUCCCUUACUAAAGACUGACCAUUAUGUGAAUUAUUAAACUGUAAGACUUUUAACUGAUUGUUUAGUUAAACUGUGGAUGGUUGUUUAAUUUUGAGUUCUGUGGAUUGUGUUUAAACAAUUCAAGAGUAUGGUCCCUGAUAUCGAAAUACUGAGUGGUAUUGCACAGUUGUCACCUUAACUGAAUGUGUCCAACAGUUCUUUGAAACUUGAUUAUUAAGCAAACCCUUGUAUAACUUCAGGUGCUAGAAUUAAAGAUGAUCUAACCAUU
Poecile atricapillus (Black-capped chickadee) is the source of this 2221-nucleotide messenger RNA. RefSeq names its product RAS related 2 (gene RRAS2). The coding region runs from base 239 to 850 and encodes 203 amino acids. The transcript is spliced from 6 exons. The record is from RefSeq and is a predicted model, not a curated record. Gene Ontology annotation, molecular function: GDP binding; GTP binding; GTPase activity. Lineage: Eukaryota; Metazoa; Chordata; Aves; Passeriformes; Paridae. Gene Ontology annotation, biological process: signal transduction. Gene Ontology annotation, cellular component: plasma membrane.